This is a messenger RNA of Geosmithia morbida, 2619 nucleotides long. Its product is annotated as STYKc. Gene Ontology annotation, molecular function: protein serine/threonine kinase activity; ATP binding. The transcript has 3 exons. The record is from RefSeq and is a predicted model, not a curated record. NCBI's taxonomy places the organism in Eukaryota, Fungi, Ascomycota, Sordariomycetes, Hypocreales, Bionectriaceae. Bases 1 to 2619 code for a protein of 872 amino acids. Gene Ontology annotation, biological process: intracellular signal transduction; protein phosphorylation.
AUGUCUUCCCCCUCUCCAGAUCCUGGGCCCUCCCAGGACUCUGCUGAUGCUGGCCAAGCCGAUCGGCAGCAGGCCCCCGCCGGCGCCGCAGCCGUUCGCUUCUCUUCGGCUAUCGAGGAGAUCGUUCCCGAGUCAGCCGACAGCGGAGAGAAGGAUGAUGCCUCCUCUCCUCCUCAAGGGAUACCAUCUGUCCAGGAACCGAGGGGUCCGGCAAAGCCCGCCCAGGGUCUGCUGCUGCAGGAGCGUCGCCUCAGCACCUACCAGUUCGAGACCUUCUCGCUGCCUGCGUCUAGAGCCGCCUCUCGCGAAGAUGAAUCGUCAUCCGAUACAUCCCGCCUUCCGACGCCCAACUCGCCGCGCCACCAGCAUUUCCCGUCCCACGGAAGCCCCAAGCUUACCGGAGUCUCGUCGCCGCCCCUCACACCUUCCGGCUCGGGCAAUACGAUCCCGGACAGCAAGAGACCCGUCAAGGACGCCGACGCGGCGUCCUUGGGUGCCGGUGACGGCCAAGCUAUUACCCCGCAGGCGUCCAUGUCGCACGAUGGCAAGUCGCCGCGCUUCGCCCAGCGCCAGUCCCUCGCCCACCGCCCGGCCUCGUCGGACCACGUGCCGCGCCGGUCGACAUCGAUGGAGGACAGGCAGGCCGACGCCGGCACCGGCGUCGGCGUCGCCGGCGGGGCAGACCUCCGAUCGCAUCGGCGCAUGCUGGGCCACGGAGGAGCCUCGAUGCCCGGCUCCCGAGAGUCCAGCCCGUCGAGGACCGCGUCCAGCAUCUUCUCCAAGCCCAUGACGCCCGGCGGGGACAUCAACGACCCUUAUGCCAAGGGCCGGCGCCCCCCUCAGAGCCACCACUCGCCCAGGACCAUCAUCGACCCCCGCUUCGUCUUCUCGCGCAAGAAGAAGAGCUCGUCCGCCAACUCGUCGACGACCAACGUGUCCGAGAAGCUGGCCGGCGGCGCCUUCAACAGGAACUCGAGCAACGAGGCCGCCGUCGCCAGCGACGCGGCCUCGACGCAUAGCGGACACGCGAGCUCCAUGUCCGACCUGAAGCGCUUCUUCAAGGGUGGGCGCCACAAGGGAGGCCACCACCACGGCCACGGCAACCACCACAGGAACAAGAGCCGCCAGGCCUCGCCGGCCCCCUCGGCGACGAGCGCCAGGAACACGUCGGCCUCUCGCGCUCCGCAGCAGGUCCCCUUCGGCGAGGACCACGCGCUCACGACCAAGUACGGCAAGAUAGGCAGGCUGCUGGGCGCGGGCGCGGGCGGCGCCGUCCGGCUGCUCAAGCGCAAGGAGGACGGCACCGUCUUCGCCGUCAAGGAGUUCCGCCCCAAGCACGCGUACGAGAGCGACAGGGAGUACGCCAAGAAGGUGACGGCCGAGUUCUGCGUGGGCUCGACGCUGCACCACGGCAACAUCAUCGAGACGCUCGACAUCGUCCGCGAGAACUCGACGUGGUAUGAGGUCAUGGAGUACGCCCCCUACGACCUCUUCGCGACUGUCAUGACGGGCAAGAUGUCGCGCGAGGAGGUCCGCUGCAGCUUCCUCCAGAUCCUCAACGGCGUCACGUACCUGCACAGCCUGGGGCUGGCGCACCGCGACCUGAAGCUAGACAAUGUCGUCAUCAACGACAGGGGUAUCAUGAAGAUCAUCGACUUUGGCAGCGCGCACGUGUUCCGGUAUCCGUUCGAGUCGGAUAUCGUCAAGGCAAAGGGAAUCGUGGGAUCCGACCCCUAUCUCGCGCCGGAAGUGCACAAGGAGAAGGAAUACGACGCCGCCGCCGUCGACAUCUGGUCCCUGGGCAUCAUCUUCUGCUGCAUGACGCUGCGCCGGUUCCCCUGGAAGGUGCCCCAGCCGUCUGACAACUCGUACAAGCUGUUUGCCUCGGAGCCGACAGAGGGCCACGACCCCAAGACUCUGGUGCAUCCCAAGAAGAAGGCGAGCGAGCACCCGGACGGGGAGCAGCCACGCAGCGCCCCCGCAGAGGAUGCCACCGCCCAGGCUGGGGACGCGUCCGGCAGGGAGGCGAAGCCUGGCAGCGAGCACGCCGGCGCCCCCCCUGCCGACAGCAGCGGCGAUGGCGGCAACGACGGCAGCGCCGCCGCCGCCGCCGCCGACGACGACGACGACCCGCACGCCCGCCACCACAGCCCCGGACACCACGGGGGUCAUCACGGGCACCACGGCAGUCGCCACGGCGGCAGCCACCACGGGCACCACAAGAGGACGGGCUCGGGAGCUGCAGCCGCGGCACGGCCGCCGGAGGGUGCUGGCGGAAACGAUGCUGCCGGCGCCGGCGGCGCUGCCGAUGCCGCUGCCGACGCUACCGGCGACGGGCCAGCUCCUGCAGAGGUCACCAAGGACCAGCAGGCACAGCAGCAGGGCGAGAAGAAGGAAGUGAUCCGCGGCCCGUGGAGGAUCCUCCGCCUGCUCCCGCGCGAGUCCCGCUACAUCAUCUGGCGCAUGCUCGACAUCAACCCCAAGACCCGGGCCACGCUCGAGGAGAUACUGAGCGAUGCCUGGGUGGCUGACUCGCAGAUGUGUCACCAGCUGGACGACGGGGAGGUUGUGCCGGCGGACGAUCACAAGCAUGUCCUGCAGCCUCCCAGCGCUACAUGA